Molecule: messenger RNA, 17308 nt
Organism: Coregonus sp. 'balchen'
Lineage: Eukaryota; Metazoa; Chordata; Actinopteri; Salmoniformes; Salmonidae
Source: the annotation of a GenBank genome assembly
AUGAUUGACGGACAAGUGUCGACAAGCUCAGACUCACUGCAGCAAGAGACCCAGAGGACGCUUCGGAAUAAACGAUACAGUAUCCGAGGUAAUUGCUGAGCAUUAGGGCCAAUGUCCCGUGAGUGCUCGUGCAAAUCGCCACAUGCUACUGCCAAUUAAAUUAGAGCCCGUGGCGCUUUGUGUUAUGUCGUUAACAUGAAAAUAGACAGACAUUCACAUGCCAGGUAAUUAACUGGUGCUUUAUUUUAAAUUUGUCAACUCAUCAUUACGCAUCGCACUUUACACAAGGUUAUUUAGCCUACACUUCUACUGUCAUGUCUCCUUAAUUUAUAACUUUAUAAUUUUGAUUAGAAGGCCAAAAAUUAUAUUAUAAAGUAAUGCAAGCGACACAAAACAUAUUAAAACACUAAGGUGCAUAUAGCCUAGGCCUAUACUCUGCUUAGUUAUUUGUAUUACACAAAUUAAAUGUCAUUAUUUUUCAUUUAUUUUAUUUAUUACAGUCAAUAAUUUCCAUAACCUAUGAACCUCAACAGCCCUUGUGCUUAUCUCAUGUCUCCGUGAGGAGGCUGUUUUGUCAGGUUGUCUUAUGCAACACGGCCGAUGUUCAUCCCCUGAGGUUUGGCGGAGGCACCUGUUUGUGUUCUGAUGCUGUUUCUUCAGAGCCUGUGACUGUGAACACGGCUACUUUAUACCACACAUUCACAUCAUGGAUGUUACUGGAUUCAAUUGGAAAUACCGGUUACUGUGUGGACUAUGUGCUUUUCUCAACUUUUACGCGUCUGUCUCGGCGGAGUCCAGCUGUAAAUUGAAGGCCAAGUUUAACCUGAGCGGGUACAGGAACGUGGAGAAGAAAAAGGUGGUCGUGGGAGGGAUGUUUCCCGUUCACCGCCGCGUCGCCUCAGUCAAUACCAACAGCUCCUCAGUGCCGGUGUCCCAGGGAUGUGAGGGGUGAGUACCGGUGAAUAUUACUGUCAUGGGAUACAAUUACAUUAUAUUACUCAGGAGUUUAAAGCAUUUAAACUGGAUUGAGAGAUGGAGAGAAUUAAGGUGGGAAUGUGGGAACAUUUUCGAAAUUAUAAUAAAUUAGCCCUAUUGUAUUUCAAAUAUUAUGCGAAUACAAUUUAGAACUAGAACAUUCUGGGAAUUGCUUCUCUACUGAGUCGCCCCCUCCUCCUCCCCUCAAGGUCCUGCUCCCUCAUCCAAUCUGUUACUCAACAAUCACCAUCAUCCCUAAACUCUCCCUUCAGCCCCAUAGACCUGUGCUUCUCCUAUAUUAGCCCAUAAACUACAUGAUGAUGAUUUGGGCUUGUUCAUUCCACCAAUAUUGUGAUCUUUGUCGUCCUCUAGUGGCGGUUUAAUGCAACUUUACUACAUUUGAUCAUAUAUUGCAGAAACAGUACUAUUCGAGAUGGCUUAAAAGUAAUGUCAGGAUUCUACUACUAGUACUAUUACUAUUUCUAACUAUUUCCCUUCAUCUUCACUACUACCAUCAUCAUCAUCACCUCUCAUCCAGAUUUAACUUCCGGACGUUCCGUUGGACUCAGACGAUGCUCUUCGCCAUUGAUGAGAUCAACAAGCGGAGAGACCUUCUCCCUGAUACAGACCUGGGCUAUGUCAUCUAUGACUCCUGCUUCACCAUCUCCAAGGCUGUGGAGGGCACCCUCACCUACCUGACAGGGCAGGAAGAGGCCGUGCCCAACUACCGCUGUGGCACAGGGGCGCCCCUGGCCGCUCUGGUGGGGGCUGGGGGGUCAGACCUGUCCAUCGCCACCGCACGCAUACUGGGACUCUACUAUUUCCCCCAGGUAUCUCUUUCCAUCUACAUACCCUCAUAUUAAUACAUGUACUCUCCUCUUCACUACAGUUCCUAUAUCUACUAGGUGGAGGGGCCUAACUAGUGUAUAAGAGAAGAGAGGAGAAAGGGAGAAGAAGAAGAAGGAGGAAAAAGACGGAGAAGAGAGAAAAAAGAAGGAGAGAGAAAAAGAGGAGAAAAAGAGAGAAGAGAGAGAAAAAGAGAGAGCGAAGGAGAGAAGAGAGAGAGCGAGAGAAGCUCGAGUCCAGAAGAAUCGCACGGAACGACAGGACGCUGCAAGACUCGCACGACCCGUCGAGCACAGCUCGCUACGCAACCGACACGCGCGACCGAACGCGAAGACGGUGCCGCUCCCUCGAGCAAGCUCGACACGCGAGCCCUCUCCCCACGAUCACGAGCCGCUCCCCGCCUCUAUCGCACUCGCUACGCUCGCCCUUCGCCUCUCCACCCAGAGCUUCAGUCUCUCCUAGCUGCUGCCUACAUCGCACCUCCCUCUAGCCCCUACGCUCGCUCUCAUCCUCGCGUCUCUCCCAUCCACUCUCUCUCCGCCCUCUCUCUCCCCUCCAUCUACUCCUCUCUCCCCUCUCUCCUCCCUCCCUCUCUCUCCUCUCUCCUCUCUCCCUCUCUCUCUCCCUCUCUCCCUCCCUCCUCCUCUCCUCUCCUCCUUCUUCCUCUCUUUAGGUGAGUUACUCGUCGUCCUGCUCUGUGUUGGACAGUAAGUUCCAGUUCCCCACCUUUCUGAGGACCAUCCCUAACGACGUCUACCAGUCUGAGGCAAUGGCCCGCCUGGUGCUUCACUUCGGCUGGACCUGGGUGGGAACCAUCGCCGCGGACGACGACUAUGGGAAGUAUGGCAUCAAGGCCUUCAAGGAACAGGUGGAGGAGGCUGGGGUCUGCAUCUCCUUCUCUGAGACCCUGCCCAAGGUGACCGGUGACUGUUUCCAUUACAUCACAGCCCUCAAUGUCUCUGUCUCUCUCAGUUUCUGCCUCUCUUCUCUCUCUUCUUCCCUCUCGUUCCCUCUAUUUCUCUCCAUCAAUUUGCUUGUACCAUAAACAAGUGAAUAAAGUUUUGGAACCCCUCCUCCCUCCUGUUUUCUGUCCUGUGUAGGUGAGCGCUCCAGAGGACAUCCAGCGUAUUGUGAAGACGGUGGUGGAGUCGACAGCUAAGAUCAUUGUGGUGUUCUCCUCUGAUGUGGACCUGAGCCCUCUGAUCCAGGAGCUGGUCCAACACAAUGUCACCAACCGCACCUGGAUCGCCAGCGAGGCCUGGGUCACCUCUGCACUCAUCAACCAGCCUGGGGUGAGGGGUCAACUAGUGGUUAGGUUCAACCUGUGGUCACAGGGACCAUAGAAUUAGAGUCAGCAGAGUGACUAUUUUUAUUCAAAGCGGUGUUCCCUGAUAUGUUGGGUGUUUUCUGUGUCCAGGUGAGUUCAGUGCUGGGUGGUACCCUGGGAUUCGGCCUGAAGCGUGCUGAGAUCCCCGGCCUCCAGAGUCACCUGCUGAACAUAGACCCCUACGCCAACCCGCUCACCGAGGAAUUUUGGGAAACGGCGUUCAACUGCACGCUGGACUACGGCCGGGCUCUGAGGCUGGCGGAAGAAACGGCGGCAGCGGAGCACGGGGGUAACACGACCCUGUCCAGGGCGGUCAGAGGGGUGCCUGAGGGGCUGUGUUCGGGACAGGAGUCCCUGGAGAAACUUAAUAAUACCUACUCUGACGUGACCCAGCUACGCCUCACAUACAGGUAAAUAUGAUGCUGGUGAUGGUGAUGGUGUUUGUGAUGAUACAUUGUACAUUGUAGUCAUUUAGCAGACGCUCUUAUUCAGAGCGAUGAUGAUGAUGAUGUUAUGUAUUUCAGUGUGUACAAGGCUGUGUACACAGUGGCCCAUGCCCUGCAUAACAUGGAGAUCUGUGAGCCUGGCCAGGGGCCCUUCAACAACAACAACAGCUGUGCUGAUAUCACCAACUUUGAGCCCUGGCAGGUCUCUGUGUGUGUGUGUGUGUGUGUGUGUAUGUGUGUGUGUAUGUGUGUGUGUGUGCGUGUGUGCGUUGUGCGUGUGUGCGUGUGUGCGUGUGCGUGUGUGCGUGGGUGUGCUUGUGCGUGUGUGUGUGUGCGUGUGCGUGUGCUUGUGUGGUGUGUGUGUAUGUGUGCGUGUGCGUGUGGUGUGUGUGUGUGUGUGUGUGUGUGUGUGUGUGUAUAAUUGUAGUUGCAUCUCGGUUGUAACUGCUGUAGGUUUAACAUGAUCUAUCUUCUCCUUUCUCAUCUAGUUGAUGUAUUACCUGAAGAACGUGUGGUUCGACGUCCCCCACACCAAAGAGCCUUUAUUCUUUAAGGACGGAGAUGUGGACGGCUACUAUGACAUCAUUAACUGGCAGGUGAAAGGUGACGGGGAGGUCUCCUACGUGACAAUUGGCCAGUUCAACAGCACAGCAGCCCCAGAGGCCAUGAUGACCAUCAACAACGCCUCAAUAGUGUGGAACAAUGAUGAGCUGGAGGUCAGUGAGAUACUGUAGUGAGAGGACAGAGACAGUGGUAUGUGUGUACCCCAUCUAUCUGGCUGUCUCCCUCCCUGUCCUACUGGCCGUCUCCCCUCCCGGUUUUGGCGGUCUCCCUCCCGUCUUCUGGUGUUUCCCCCCCUGUCUAUUGGCUGUUCCUCCCCGUUAUCUGGCGUCUCCCUCCCUGUAAUUGGUGUUCCCCCCCUGUCUGGCUUCUCCCCUCCCUGUUAUUUGGGUGUCUCCCCCUGUCUAUUGGUGUCUCCUCCCGUCUACGGCGUCUCCUCCCUUUUCUGGCUGUCUCCCUCCCUGUCUAUCUGGCUGUCUCCCUCCCUGUUUUAUCUGGCUGCCCCUCCUUUUCGGCGUCUCCCUCCCCCUCUAUCUGGUGUCCCCUCCCUGUCUUGGGUCUCCCUCCCUGUUUUGGGGUCUCCCCCCCUUCUGGCUGUCUCCCCCCCCUGUCUGGCUUUCUCCCAGGGCUAUUGGUGUCUCCCUCCCCCGUCUAUCUGGCGUCUCUUCCCCUUUCUAUUGGGUGUUCCCUCCCUGUCUUUUCUGUCCCCCCUUGUCUGGCUGUCUCCCCCCGUCAUUGGUGUCUCCCUCCCUGUUAUCUGGUUUCUCCCCCCCCUGUUAUUGGUGUCUCCUCCCGUUUUUGGCUGUCUACCUCCCUGUCUUUUGGGUGUUCCCCCUUCUAUCUGGCUGUCUCCCCCCCCCCCCCUUUUUGGGGGGUCUCCCCCCCUGUUAUUUUGUCUCCCUCCCUUAUCGGGGGGCCCUCCCUGUCUAUCUGGGUCUCCUCCCUUAUUCCCGGCUGUUCCUCCCCUUUGGAUGUCUCCUCCCUGUCUAUCUGCUUCUCCCCCCCUGUUUCUGGUGUCCCCUCCCUUAUCUGGCUGUCUCCCUCCUUUUCCCGACGUUCCCCCCCUUUUUUCGGGGGGUUCUCCCUCCCCGUCUAUUGUGUUUUCCCCCAUCUUCUGACUGUUCCCCCCUUCUUGACUUUUCCCCUCCCGUCUGACUGUCUCCCCCCUUUAUUGGCUGUCUCCCCCCUAUUUGACGCCCCCUCCCCUUUUCUGACUGUUUUCCCUCCUGUCUGGCUGUUCCCUCCCGUUUUUUGCGUCUCCUCCCAUUUUCUGACUGUUUCCCUCCCAUUAUCUGGCGUUCCCUCCCGUCAUUUGGGGGCUCCCCCCGUCUAUCUGGGGGGUCUCCCCCCUUUUUUCUGACUUUCCCUCCCCCUUUUACCCGACUGUCUCCCCCCUGGCUACUGUCUCCCCCCGUCUAUCGGGCUUCCCUCCCGUUUCUGACUGUCCCCCUCCCUUCUAUUGGCUGUCCCCCCCCCUGUUGAACCUUCUCCCCUUUUCCCCAUCUACCCGACUUUCCCUCCCUUUCUGACUGUCUCCCCUCCCUUUAUGGCGUCUCCCUCCCAUCUUCGACUGUCCCCUCCCAUUAUUGGCGGCCCCCCCGUUUUUGAAAUUCCCUCCCUUUGACGCUCCCUCCCUAUUUUGACUUUUCCCCCCUGUCUGUAUCCCCCUCCCUUUUUCUACAUCUCCCCCCCUUUGUGUUCCCUCCCCUUUGAUACUCCCCCCUGUCUGACGUUCCCCCCUGUUUUUCUGUCUUCUCCCUUUUCCCCUCUUCUGUCUGUCCCUCCUUAUCUGUUUUUCCCCCCCUGCUAUUGCUGCUCCCCCCCCUUUUCUAUCUGCUGCCCCCCCCUGUUAUUGCUGUUUCUCCCUGUCUAUCUGCUGCCCCUCCCGUUAUUGCUGCUCCCCCCCUGUCUAUGUCCCCUCUUGUCUAUUGUCUCCCCCCUCCGUUAUCUGACUGCCUCCCUCCGUUAUCUGUUGCCCUUUUCCCGUAUUUUUCUGUUUCUGCCUCCUCCCCGUUUAUCUGAUGUUUUCCCCCUGCUAUCGGCUGCCCCCUUCCCUUUUCUAUGUUUUUUCCCUUUAUUGAUGCUCCCUCCCCUAUCGGUUCCCCUCCCGUCUGAUGCCUCCCCCCCUGUUGACUGCCCCCCUUUUGCCUCCCUCCCGUUGUUUCCCCCUUGUCUAUUUAUGUCCCCUUUUCCCCUGUUUCUGUUUUCCCUCCCCUUUAUCUGACUGCCCCCUCCCUGUCUAUCUGACUGCCUCCCUCCCUGUCUAUCUGACUGUCUCCCUCCCUUGUCUGACUGUCUCCCUCCCUGUCUGACUAUCUCCCUCCCUGUCUGACUGCCUCCCUCCCUGUCUGACUGUCUCCCUCCCUUGCCGUCUCCCUCCCUGUCUGACUGCCUCCCUCCCUGUCUGACUGCCUCCCUCCCUGUCUGACUGUCUCCCUCCCCAUCUUUCUGACUGUCUCCCUCCCUGUCUAUAUGACUGUCUCCCUCCUGUCUAUCUGAUUGUCUCCCAUCAGACUCCGAGGUCAGUGUGCAGUGAGAGCUGCCAGCCUGGUACCAGGAAGGGGAUCAGGCAGGGGGAGCCCGUCUGCUGCUUUGACUGCAUCCCCUGUGCUGACGGAGAGAUCAGCAAUGUCACAGGUAAUGUAUCAUUGUGUACACCUUGUCAAUCCCUAACAGAGCUUUGUCCUUAAUACAAUUGCACGUAUUUGUGGUCUGCAGCAGAGGUGGUUUUGAUUUGAGUCCACAGUUGCUUUGGGUUUUAAAUGAUAUGUAGCUUGAGGGAGUUCUACCUGCUUUGUAGAUUGAAUCUAUGUGUGUGUGUGUGUGUGAGAGAGACUGACCUGACAUCGUCCUCUUCUCUGCCUCUCUCAGAUGCCAGGGAGUGUAUCCAGUGCACUGAGGACUACUGGUCUAACGCGGCCCGAGACACCUGCGUCCCCAAGACCAUAGAGUUCCUGGACUUCAGUGAACCUCUGGGCAUCACACUCAUGAUGAUAUCAGCCUUUGGAGCGCUGAUCACACUGGCUGUGGGGGUGUGUAGCCAAAGGCAGCAACACGUAGUGCUAUAUUGGGGAAUAGGGUGUUAUUGGAGAUUUGUAUGAUGGAAUUAUGAGGCGACAUAGUCUCAGUGAAUCAGGUAGUAUUCACUGCCAUUUAUGAUAGACAUGAAGUGUAUCAGGUUUUGGGUCAAUUCGUAUUGAAGUCACUCAGGAACAUUUAAUUAUACAUCUUCUCCUUUUCAGUUAAUUGAGAAAUCAUUGAGUAUGGAAUUUUUUCCAUUUUUGAAUUGGAAUUUCAGUUUACUACCUGAAUUGGGUGACUUCAAUUCGAAUUGACCCCCAACCCUGGUGUGUAUAAUGUCCUACUCCAGAUGGUCUUCCUGGUCAACCUGGGUACUCCUCUGGUGAAGGCCAACGACCCCGUGCUGAGUUUCUCCCUGCUGUUCUCCCUGGUGGUGACGUUCCUCUCCUCCAUUGUCUUCCUGGGAGAGCCCCAGGCCUGGAGCUGCAUGACCAGCCAGGUGGGCCUGGCCCUGGGGUUUGCCCUGGCCUAUCCUCCAUCAGGGUGGGGGUAGAAUAGGAUAGUCUCUAAACUGCUCUCAUCCUCUCUUCUCUCUCUCACUAUGAGAGAGAGCAAGAGAGAGAGCAUCUACGGAGGAGACAUAGGCAGAGCGAGAUUCAGGUCGAGAGGAGGCUAGAGAGCAGACGAGUAGCUCGAGAUCGAUCGACGAUCGGUACCUAAUCAGCCUUUAAACCGUCAGUCCUCUCUCUCGCAUCAUCAUCUUCUCUCUCAAAUCUCUCUUGAUCUGCUCUCUGCUCUCUCUCUUCUCUCUCUCGCUUUCUCUUCUCCUCGCCUCUUCUCUCCUUUUCUCCUCUCGUCUCUCUCUCCAGGCUUACGGCUAGCACCUUAAGGAAUCAUUGGCUGUAAGUGACAUGAUGGAUACUCAGUGCCUACAGUAGAGUACAGCUCUUACCACAUUGCUCACACAAACCUCCCCUUUAACCUUGAUGAUGUGUUGUUCUAGGUAAGGCUGCAGUCCUUAUGCUCAGGGCCAGGGUUCUGAAGGCUGCCAGGUCCAAGGCCAAAGCCACUGCUAAGGCUGCAGCUCAGGCCGCAGCUCAGGCCGCCGCCGCUGACACCAGCCCUGACGUCAUCGUCACCAAAGGCAACAUCAACAACAACGAUGCUGUAACCACUGGCAACGGCGAUGUGGACUCUCUCCGUCCCGCCCACCAGAGGGUCCUGGCUGCCAUAGCAACACUGAUCCAGGCGGUGGCGUGCACGGUGUGGCUUAUCAUUAUCCCACCGCACCCGGUCAAAAACAGGGCGGCGCAGAACAUCAAGAUCAUCCUGGAGUGUGACCAGGGUUCUGUGGUCUUCAUCUGCUGUGUCUUCGGCUACGACAUCCUGCUGGCCCUGUUGGCCUUCAUCUUCUCCUUCAUGGCACGCAAACUGGAGGACCACUUCAGGUAGCUAGUCACCUUCAUGGCACGCAAACUGGAGGACCACUUCAGGUAGCUAAGUCACCUUCAUUUCACGUAAAAAUGGAGGAGCCCUUCAGGUAGCUAGUCACCUUCAUGGUUGUCUCCCAUGCAAACUGGAGGACCACUUCAGGUAGCUAAGUCACCUUCAUUUCACAUAAAAUGGAGGAGCCCUUCAGGUAGCUAGUCACCUUCAUGGCAUGCAAACUGGAGGACCACUUCAGGUAGCUAAGUCACCUUCAUUUCACGUAAAAAUGGAGGAGCCCUUCAGGUAGCAAGUCACCUUCAUGGUUGUCUCCCAUGCAAACUGGAGGACCACUUCAGGUAGCUAGUCACCUUCAUGGCAUGCAAACUGGAUGACUCCUUCAGGUAGCAAGUCACCUUCAUGGUUGUCUCCCAUGCAAACUGGAUGACUCCUUCAGGUAGCUAGUCACCUUCAUGGUUGUCUCCCAUGCAAACUGGAGGACUCCUUCAGGUAGCUAGUGGACCUGGACGUUACUUAGCUUAGCAUUUACAUUACAUUUACAGUGGGGGAAAAAAGUAUUUAGUCAGCCACCAAUUGUGCAAGUUCUCCCACUUAAAAAGAUGAGAGAGGCCUGUAAUUUUCAUCAUAGGUACAUGUCAACUAUGACAGACAAAAUGAGAAGAAAAAUCCAGAAAAUCACAUUGUAGGAUUUUUUAUGAAUUUAUUUGCAAAUUAUGGUGGAAAAUAAGUAUUUGGUCAAUAACAAAAGUUUCUCAAUACUUUGUUAUAUACCCUUGUUGGCAAUGACACAGGUCAAACGUUUUCUGUAAGUCUUCACAAGGUUUUCACACACUGUUGCUGGUAUUUUGGCCCAUUCCUCCAUGCAGAUCUCCUCUAGAGCAGUGAUGUUUUGGGGGCUGUCGCUGGGCAACACAGACUUUCAACUCCCUCCAAUGAUUUUCUAUGGGGUUGAGAUCUGGAGACUGGCUAGGCCACUCCAGGACCUUGAAAUGCUUCUUACGAAGCCACUCCUUCGUUGCCCGGGCGGUGUGUUUGGGAUCAUUGUCAUGCUGAAAGACCCAGCCACAUUUCAUUUUCAAUGCCCUUGCUGAUGGAAGGAGGUUUUCACUCAAAAUCUCACGAUACAUGGCCCCAUUCAUUCUUUCCUUUACACGGAUCAGUCGUCCUGGUCCCUUUUCAGAAAAAACAGCCCCAAAGCAUGAUGUUUCCACCCCCAUGCUUCACAGUAGGUAUGGUGUUCUUUGGAUGCAACUCAGCAUUCUUUGUCCUCCAAACACGACGAGUUGAGUUUUUACCAAAAAGUUAUAUUUUGGUUUCAUCUGACCAUAUGACAUUCUCCCAAUCCUCUUCUGGAUCAUCCAAAUGCACUCUAGCAAACUUCAGACGGGCCUGGACAUGUACUGGCUUAAGCAGGGGGACACGUCUGGCACUGCAGGAUUUGAGUCCCUGGCGGCGUAGUGUGUUACUGAUGGUAGGCUUUGUUACUUUGGUCCCAGCUCUCUGCAGGUCAUUCACUAGGUCCCCCCGUGUGGUUCUGGGAUUUUUGCUCACCGUUCUUGUGAUCAUUUUGACCCCACGGUGUGAGAUCUUGCGUGGAGCCCCAGAUCGAGGGAGAUUAUCAGUGGUCUUGUAUGUCUUCCAUUUCCUAAUAAUUGCUCCCUCAGUUGAUUUCUUCAAACCAAGCUGCUUACCUAUUGCAGAUUCAGUCUUCCCAGCCUGGUGCAGGUCUACAAUUUUGUUUCUGGUGUCCUUUGACAGCUCUUUGGUCUUGGCCAUAGUGGAGUUUGGAGUGUGACUGUUUGAGGUUGUGGACAGGUGUCUUUUAUACUGAUAACAAGUUCAAACAUGUGCCAUUAAUACAGGUAACGAGUGUAGGACAGAGGAGCCUCUUAAAGAAGAAGUUACAGGUCUGUGAGAGCCAGAAAUCUUGCUUGUUUGUAGGUGACCAAAUACUUAUUUUCCACCAUAAUUUGCAAAUAAAUUCAUUAAAAAUCCUACAAUGUGAUUUUCUGGAUUUUUUUUCUCUCAAUUUGUCUGUCAUAGUUGACGUGUACCUAUGAUGAAAAUUACAGGCCUCUCUCAUCUUUUUAAGUGGGAGAACUUGCACAAUUGGUGGCUGACUAAAUACUUUUUUUCCCCACUGUAUAUAUAUAUAUAUAUUUUUUAUUAUUCUUUUUAUUUAUUUUUUAUGGGGGGGAGGGGGGUAGACGGAUUACUUUCAUACUAUCCCAGGUAUUCCUUAAAGAGGUAGGGUUUCAAGUGUCUCCGGAAGGUGGUAAGUGACUCCGCUGUCCUGGCGUCGUGAGGGUGCGAACAGUUUUGACUGGGCCAGAGGUGGAAGAACGCAAUGCCCUCGUUUGGGUGUAGGGACUGAUCAGAGCCUGAGGGUAAGGAGGUGCCGUUCCCCUCACAGCUCCGUAACAGGUUUGGGUGUAGGGACUGAUCAGAGCCUGAGGGUAAGGAGGUGCCGUUCCCUCAGGGUAAGGAGGUGCCGUUCCCCUCAGGGUAAGGAGGUGCCGUUCCCCUCACAGCUCCGUAGCAGGUUAAAGACUUGGAUAGCUGUGGACUAGCAGCUGUCAUAACCUUGCAACUUAACUUAUCAUAACAUGUCUUACCAUUGCGUAACUUAUGAUAGCCUAUCUAAGGGUGUUUUCAUGUAUAGUCCUCUUUAAAUAACCAAUCUCAGUCCUCUUUAAAUAACCAAUCUCAGUCCUCUUUAAAUAACCAAUCUCAGUCCUCUUUAAAUAACCAAUCUCAGUCCUCUUUAAAGUGAACUCUGGGGUAAAAAAAAAAUAGCUGAAAAUCUCACAUCUCUUUGUAUUCACACUGCCCUUGCCUUUGAAUGAGGACUCAACUCUUUUGCCAAUUCACUUAAACUAUUUUGUGGACCGAGUUCUCUUUUGCAUUCACACAGCUGUGUUUAGAAAGGAACCAAGAUCUUUUUCCAACACUUUUACAAAGUGCAGGACAAGCCAUUAAAUCAGAAUGCGUUAUCGGACAGCUAGAUACACCUACUUACAUUUUGGAAGUUAAUAGAUUGCAUUUAGUUAAAAUAUGAGACAUAAUAAUUGUAAUCAGAAGAUAUUAUUAAUAUGUACAUUUUAUUGCUAACAGAAUAAACAGUAAUAGAAUAACUGCAGAUUAAAUAAUGCUGUAAUUGAAAAUUGUCCACCCAAGGUAGGCUACUGCUCCUUUAUGAGCUAGAAUAGAUGUUGUACCCUAUGUUGUAAUUCUCACCAAAAUAUAUUGUCUUCUCACUAUUCAAACCCCACAAUCAAUAAACUGCUUAUGAAGCUCUCUUAGCCCAUAGAUCACAUAUUGCAAACAAAUAAUCUGAACUAAAAACACCACACAUUUUGGAAUUUCUGUGCGUCCAAUCGCUAAUCAGUAUCCAAAAACAGCACACAUUUUUGUGACGGUUUAUGUCAGGGGAAACGGUGUUGCAGUAGUCUAGUGUGUGGGUUUAUGGCAGGGGAAACGGUGUGGCAGUAGUCUAGUGUGUGGGUUUAUGGCAGGGGAAACGGUGUGGCAGUAGUCUAGUGUGAGGGGUUUAUGGCAGUAGUCUAGUGUGAGGGGUUAUGGCAGUAGUCUAGUGUGAGGGUUUAUGACAGGGGAAACGGUGUGGUUGCAGUAGUCUAGUGUGUGGGUUUAUGGCAGGGGAAACGGUGUUGCAGUAGUCUAGUGUGAGGGGUUAUGGCAGGGGAAACGGUGUUGCAGUAGUCUAGUGUGUGGGUUUAUGGCAGGGGAAACGGUGUGGCAGUAGUCUAGUGUGAGGGGUUUAUGGCAGUAGUCUAGUGUGAGGGGUUAUGGCAGUAGUCUAGUGUGAGGGUUUAUGACAGGGGAAACGGUGUUGCAGUAGUCUAGUGUGUGGGUUUAUGGCAGGGGAAACGGUGUUGCAGUAGUCUAGUGUGAGGGGUUAUGGCAGGGGAAACGGUGUGUUGCAGUAGUCUAGUGUGUGGGUUUAUGGCAGGGGGAAACGGUGUUGCAGUAGUCUAGUGUGAGGGGUUAUGGCAGGGGAGGAAACGGUUGUGUUGCAGUAGUCUAGUGUGAGGGGUUUUGGCAGUAGUAGUAGUAGUGUGAGGGGUAUGGCAAAUAGUCUAGUGUGAUGGGUUAUGGCAGUAGGUCUAGUGUGAGGGGUUAUGGCAGGGGAAAAAGGGGUUGUGUUGCAGUAGUCUAGUGUGAGGGGUUAUGGCAGGGAAAAGGGUGUGUUGCAGUAGUCUAGUGUGAGGGUUUAUGGCAGGGGAAACGGUGUUUUUGCAGUAGUCUAGUGUGAGGGGUUAUGGCAGGGGAAACGGUUUUUUGUUGCAGUAGUCUAGUGUGAGGGGUUAUGGCAGUAGUGUCUAGUGUGAGGGUUUAUGUCAGGGGAAACGGUGUUGGCAGUAGUCUAGUGUGAGGGGUUAUGGCAGUAGUCUAGUGUGAGGGGUUAUGGCAGGGAGGAAACGGUGUUGCAGUAGUCUAGUGUGAGGGGUUAUGUCAGGGGGAAACGGUGGUUGCAGUAGUUAGUGUGAGGGGUUAUUUGGCAGUAGUGUCUAGUGUUUAGGGGUUAUGGCAGGGGAAAACGGUGUUGCAGUAGUCUAGUGUGAGGGGUUAUGACAGGGGAAACGGGUGUUGCAGUAGUUUUAGUGUGAGGGGUUAUGUCAGGGGAAACAGUGUUGCAGUGUCUAGUGUGAGGGGUUAUGGCAGGGGAAACGGGGUUGCAGUAGUCUAGUGUGUGGGUUUAUGGCAGGGGAAACGGUUGUGCAGUAGUCUAGUGUGAGGGUUUAUGACAGGGGAAACGGUGUUUGCAGUAGUCUAGUGUGAGGGUUUAUGACAGGGGAAACGGUGUUGCAGUAGUUUAGUGUGAGGGGUUAUGGCAGUAGUCUAGUGUGAGGGGUUAUGGCAGUAAGUAGUCUAGUGUGAGGGGUUUAUGGCAAAUAGUCUAGUGUGAGGGGUUAUGGCAGUAGUCUAGUGUGAGGGGUUAUGGCAGUAGUCUAGUGUGUGGGGUUAUGGCAGGGGAAACGGUGUUGCAAGUAGUCUAGUGUGAGGGGGUUAGAAGGGGAAACGGUAGUUUGUGGCAGUAGUCUAGUGUGAGGGUUUUUGGCAGGGGAAACGGUGUGGUUGCAGUAGUCUAAUGUGAGGGGUUUUUGGCAGUAGUCUAGUGUGUGGGGUUAUGGCAGGGGAAACGGUGUUGCAGUAGUCUAGUGUGAGGGGUUAUGACAGGGGAAACGGGUGUUGCAGUAGUCUAGUGUGAGGGGUUAUGGCAGGGGAAAGGAAAUAGGUGUGGCAGUAGUCUAGUGUGAGGGGUUAUGGCAGGGGAAACGGUGUUGUUGCCGUUUGUCUAGUGUGAGGGGUUAUGGCAGGGGAACGGGUUUUGUGGCAGUUAGUCUAGUGUGAGGGGUUAUGGCAGGGGAAACGGUUUUGCAGUAGUCUAGUGUGAGGGGUUAUGGCAGGGGGAAACGGUUUGUUGCAGUAGUCUAGUGUGAGGGGUUAUGGCAGUAGUCUAGUGUGAGGGGUUAUGGCAAGUAGUCUAGUGUGAGGGGUUUAUGGCAGUAGUCUAGUGUGAGGGUUUAUGGCAGUAGUCUAGUGUGAGGGUUUAUGGCAGUAGUCUAGUGUGAGGGUUUAUGGCAGUAGUCUAGUGUGAGGGGUUAUGGCAGUAGUCUAGUGUGAGGGGUUAUGGCAGUAGUCUAGUGUGAGGGGUUAUGGCAGUAGUCUAGUGUGAGGGGUUAUGGCAGUAGUCUAGUGUGAGGGGUUAUGGCAGUAGUCUAGUGUGAGGGGUUAUGGCAGGGGAAAACAGUGUUGCAGUAGUCUAGUGUGAGGGGUUAUGGCAGGGGAAACAGUGUUGCAGUAGUCUAGUGUGAGGGGUUAUGGCAGUAGUCUAGUGUGAGGGGUUUAUGGCAGUAGUCUAGUGUGAGGGGUUAUGACAGGGGAAACGGUGUUGCAGUAGUCUAGUGUGUGGGGUUAUGGCAGGGGAAACAGUGUUGCAGUAGUCUAGUGUGAGGGGUUAUGGCAGUAGUCUAGUGUGAGGGGUUAUGGCAGGGGAAACAGUGUGGCAGUAGUCUAGUGUGAGGGGUUAUGGCAGUAGUCUAGUGUGAGGGGUUAUGGCAGGGGAAACGGUGUUGCAGUAGUCUAGUGUGAGGGGUUAUGGCAGGGGAAACAGUGUUGCAGUAGUCUAGUGUGAGGGGUUAUGGCAGUAGUCUAGUGUGAGGGGUUAUGGCAGUAGUCUAGUGUGAGGGGUAAUGGCAGUAGUCUAGUGUGAGGGGUUAUGGCAGUAGUCUAGUGUGAGGGGUAAUGGCAGUAGUCUAGUGUGAGGGGUAAUGGCAGGGGAAACGGUGUUGCAGUAGUCUAGUGUGAGGGGUUAUGGCAGGGGAAACGGUGUUGUAGUAGUCUAGUGUGUGGUGCAGGAAUAAUGACAAGCAAACCUGGGGAGCUUUGCAUUCACAUUGUCCUAAAAAAGGGAACCGGACAUCGGAAUUCAAGCGAUCCAAACUUAGAACCCCUCUCGAGAUGGUCUCAGAUCGAUUCACUUCGGGGCCUCUUUUAAGGGGUCUGAGUGCCUUUGGAGUGUUCACACUCCUUUAAAAAAAAAUAAGCGAACCGCACUGAGUUCACAAAAAUUGUCUGAAAGGUCCAAGUGUGAAAACACCCUUAGAGUUGUCGCGCUCAUUUAAAUGUCCUUUCUUUUCCUGCUUUAAACCACUUUUUUAAAUUGUUUGGGGUUUCUCGAUUCCAGCGAGGCCAAGUGCUUGACCUUCGGCAUGUUGGUGUUCUUCAUUGUGUGGAGCUCCUUCGUCCCUGCCUACCUCAGUACACGUGGUAAGUUCAUGGUGGCCGUGCAGAUCUUUGCCAUCCUGGCGUCCAGCUUCGGCCUGCUAGCCUGCAUCUUCCUACCCAAGUGCUACGUCCUGCUGGUCAAGCCCGAGUACAACACAGAGGAAAUUAUGCAGACGCGUUCCAAGCCACGUGACGGGACCGGGACUGGGACCUCGGCCUCGCUUGCCACGGCGGCCACUGAAGCUACGACGGGCACCGUUGAUGAUUAGGGUUAGGGAGGGUGCACACGAACACGCACACUAUGGGCAGACACGAACACCCACCAGGAGGCACACUAGGGCCAGUGAUACGUCGCACUAACUAGGGACGACGCAGCAUUUCAUUGUGGUGUCUGUCAUUAGUUUCCUGUGAUGUCAUUAUAAUGUAUGUCGUUUUUUUUUUACUAAUGAGGGGGGAAAGUAUUUGAUCCCCUGCUGAUUUUGUACGUUUGCCCACCGACAAAGAAAUGAUGGUACGUUUAUUUGAACAGGGAGAGACAGAAUAACAACAAAAAAAAAUCCAGAAAAAACGCAUGUCAAAAAUGUUAUAAAUUGAUUUGCAUUUUAAUGAGGGAAAUAAGUAUUUGACCCCCUCUCAAUCAGAAAGAUUUCUGGCUCCCAGGUGUCUUUUAUACAGGUAACGAGCUGAGAUUAGGAGCACACUCUUAAAGGGAGCGCUCCUAAUCUCAGCUUGUUACCUGUGUAAAAUACACCUGUCCACAGAAGCAAUCAAUCAAUCAAUCUUUGGCAUCAACUCAACUCGCCGUGUUUGGAGGAGGAGGAAUGCUGCCUAUGACCUCAAGAACACCAUCCCCACCGUCAAACAUGGAGGUGGAAACAUUAUGCUUUGGGGGUGUUUUUCUGCUAAGGGGACAGGACAACUUCACCGCAUCAAAUGGACGAUGGACGGGGCCAUGUACCGUCAAAUCUUGGGUAAGAACCUCCUAUCCCUCAGCCAGGGCAUUGAAAAUGGGUCGUGGAUGGGUAUUCCAGCAUGACAAUGACCCAAAACACACGGCCAAGGCAACAAAGGAGUGGCUCAAGAAGAAGCACAUUAAGGUCCUGGAGUGGCCUAGCCAGUCUCCAGACCUUAAUCCCAUACAAUAUCUGUGGAGGGAGCUGAAGGUUCGAGUUGCCAAACGUCAGCCUCGAAACAUUAAUGACUUGGAGAACAUCUGCAAAGAGGAGUGGGACUAAAUCUACAACUACAAGAAACGUCUAACCUCUGUGAUUGCCAACAAGGGUUUUGCCACCAAGUACUAAGUCAUGUUUUGCAGAGGGGUCAAAUACUUAUUUCCCUCAUUAAAAUGCAAAUCAAUUUAUAACAUUUCUGACAUGCGUUUUUCUGGAUUUUUUUAAUAUUUAUUCUGUCUCUCACUGUUCAAAUAAACCUACCAUUAAAAUUAUAGACUGAUAAUUUCUUUGUCAGUGGGCAAACGUACAAAAUCAGCAGGGGAUCAAAUACUUUUUUCCCUCACUGUAUACCAAUGGAGUUCUCAGGGAGUAGAACUACAACCAAACACAGAGCUGCAACAAAGAGAUAUCUACACUAACAUGGCAUGGAUAUAUAUGGUAGAUGGAUAGGUCCCGUCCUUAUGAUAACUGUAUAUUACUUUGACUUUAUAAAUGCUGUCUUGAUUUUUGAUUUUUGAUUAAUUACUUUGAGCCAUAGUUUUUUUUUUUUAACAGUGCGCUGGCUUGCUAUGGUGGUAGAAAUAUGCUGUAUUUGUGAGAUUAUUUGAGAUGUCUCAGAAAGGUGGGCAUACAAAUGUAUCUUUUGGCAAAUUUUCACCUUUGUACUGUGAAUUUAGAGGGAUUGUCAUUUAAUUUGCCUUUAUAUCAUAUUUGUACAGGUACAUCAAUGUCUAAUGUUUCUGUAUAGGAAUCUGCAUAAGUAG